AUGGAACGGACCUAUGGUAUCUUUGCUAACACGCCUGCUGCCCGGGAGUUGACUGUUGAGCCGUGGCGGCAAUUUGAAGGUGGAAGAGGGUCCCAUCAUAAGAGCCUCUGCACCACUUUCUUCAACGGCCUUCCUGUCCUUUCUACCGAACACCGGCAGAAAAUCCUUCUUUCAGCAGUUGCGCUGCGGGCCAGCUUUCAACCGUCCCUUUGCCUCAACCACUUCGAAACCCCUUCUGCGCCAAUAGGCUGCACAGAGUCUCCCACCCGCACGCGCAGCAGCCCCUUGCUCUCAAGCUUCGAAUGCGCCCCCUCACGCCCUCUUAGCAGUUCGCCGCGCGCUCGAUUCUGGUCCUCGUUCCGCAGCUUUAGCGUCGCACAAGAAGCUGCGCCUUCCGUCUCCGCUGCUGGGGCAGAAACGCCGGCAGCCGGAAACAUAGUCGACGUGCUUCGGGAGCGCGAUCUGGUGGAUGCCAUCACGAACGAAACAGCGCUACGGGAGGCCGCCGCCAGUUCGUCUCUGAAAGUUUACCUUGGCUUCGACCCCACCGCCGAAAGCCUGCACAUCGGGCACCUUCUAGGGAUCGUCAUUCUGGCCUGGUUCCAAAAGUGCGGGCACACCCCGGUGGCCGUUCUGGGGGGCGCGACGGCGCGGGUGGGGGAUCCCUCCGGGAAGAGCAUCGAGCGGCCGGUGAUGAGCAACGAGACGAUCGAACGGAACCUGGCAGGGCUUGAGGGGACGCUGCGCAAGUUGCUGCGGUUUGAAGAGGGCCCGCAGCCUCUGGUCGUGAACAACUACGACUGGCAUUCGCAGUUCAGUUUCUUAGACUUCUUGCGCGACGUGGGGCGGCACGCGCGGGUCGGCGUGAUGAUCAAGAAGGACAGCGUGCAGACGCGGCUGGCGAGCGAGGAGGGCAUGAGCUUCACGGAGUUUUGCUACCAGCUGUUGCAGGGGUACGACUUUGUGCACCUGUUCAAGGAGCAUGGGGUAACGCUGCAGCUCGGGGGCAGCGACCAGUGGGGAAACAUCACGGCGGGGACGGACCUGGUCAGAAAGAUGCUCAAGAAGGAGGGCGCGAUGGGGCUCACGUUCCCGCUGCUCCUGCAGAGCGACGGGCGCAAGUUCGGCAAGUCGGAGGGGGGCGCCGUGUGGCUCUCGGAGAAGCUGCUGUCGCCGUACAAGUUCUACCAGUACCUCUUUGCGGUGCCUGACGCUGACGUCGUCACGUUCCUGAAGCGGCUGACGUUUCUCGACGUGCGGGAGAUCGCGGAGAUCGAGGCCGGGAUGCGGCGGCCGGGAUAUCAGCCAAACACGGCGCAGCGGCGGUUGGCGGAAGAGGUGACGCGAUUCGUCCACGGGGACGAGGGGCUCGCGCAGGCGCUGGCGGCGACGCAAGGGCUGGCCCCCGGCGCGGCAACAAAGCUCGACAUUUCGGCGCUAGAGGCGAUCGCGGCGGACAUCCCGUCGGUGUCGUUGCCGAUCGACAAAGUGGAGGGGCAGGUAAUUGUGGACGUGUUCGUGGCGGCGGGGCUGUUUCCGAGCAAGGGCGCGGUGCGGCGGCAGAUCAAGAACGGUGGGGCGUAUCUGAACAACGAGAAAGUGGAGGACGAAGGGCUGAGCGUGACGGCGAAGGACGUGCUGGAUGGCCGGAUGUUGCUCCUGGCGUCGGGGAAGAAGAACAAGUUGCUGGUCAAGAUUGAGAGUUGACAAGAGGUGGAUACGUAAGCCUAUGCUUUGUGGCACGAGCGUCUGGCUCUGUUUUCAAAGAACUCAAGUCAAUAGGCAGUAUCUGAUGGUCAUUCGAGAUUGGACAAAAAUACGGGUGAAGUAACGUUGACUUGCAAAAGGUCAAAGUUGGCCAUCUAACUAAGGCGAAAUACUCCGGCCGCCCAAUUGAUAUCGCAUUUCUGCGCAUCAAACUUGGUGGUACUGGGACGAAAUGCCUAAAUUGCAUCUGAGGUUUAGGGGUCUAAACCAAAGCACGAGCCUGACAGCCACAGAACCAUUGCAAUGGCUACCGCGCGGGACCCAAUAUUCUCGACUCAGGACCCCUGCAGGAAAUUGUUAUGUGGCAUGCCAGGAUGCCUAUACGAUUUGAGUCUAAAAGAUCAUAUGUGGGCGCAGAAUUGUGGGCGCA
Messenger RNA from Klebsormidium nitens, 2137 nucleotides. Lineage: Eukaryota; Viridiplantae; Streptophyta; Klebsormidiophyceae; Klebsormidiales; Klebsormidiaceae. The record is from the annotation of a GenBank genome assembly.